Molecule: messenger RNA, 5230 nt
Organism: Ailuropoda melanoleuca (giant panda)
Lineage: Eukaryota; Metazoa; Chordata; Mammalia; Carnivora; Ursidae
Gene: PECAM1
Product: platelet and endothelial cell adhesion molecule 1
Exons: 19
Coding region: 626-2908 (760 amino acids)
Biological process (GO): cell surface receptor signaling pathway; immune response
Cellular component (GO): external side of plasma membrane
Molecular function (GO): transmembrane signaling receptor activity
Source: RefSeq, a predicted model, not a curated record
GGGGGUUGUCAGCUGGGGCCUCGUGAGCGCUGGCUCUGCUGGGGUUGGCCCAACACUCCGGCCACUCUUUAGAAGCCAGUGCCUGGGUCAGAGCACCUGGGCCUGCCAUCACAAACACUGUGCCAGGUCCUGGAUGUGAGGACACAGGGCAAAUGGUGAGUGGGGAUCCCAGAGACAGUGAAGGAAGCUCCCUGGCCAGGAAGUCUUGAGACACUGCCAGGCUCAGCAAGCCCCUCUCUGGCUGCACGGUGGAGUGGCCUGAGCCUCUAGGUCCCAGGGGAGCCCCAGCAUUAGGGAGAAGCAGAUGGUGACAGACGUGGUCUUGCCAAAUGCCUUCAGAACAGCUCAGAUCACCUCUUGGAACAAGAGAAUGAGCCUCUUUGAGGAGGGCAUUCUGAUUCUCCCUGAUUCACUCUGUGCCUGUGGGACCAGCAGAAAGAGAGGACUUUCGAGCGAAGGACUCCCCCCACACCACCUUGAAGGGUGUCACUCCCGGAACGUGGAUGCCGGCUGCUCACCAGAGGAGGAACUCCACCACUGAGACUGGGGAAGACUGAAGCAAACCAGUCUGCACUAAGGGCAGAUUUAUCUCGGCCACGUGGGAAGCGUCUUCUGCCCCAGGGGCAUGGCCCAAAGGCAGAACUGCCUGCCCGAAGUCUUGGCUCUCAAGAUGCAGCUGGAGUGGGCCCAAGAGGGCAAGAUGUGGCUAGGACUUCUGCUGAUGCUUCUGAUUUGUCCAAGCCUUGAGGGACAAGAAAACUCUUUCACCAUCAACCACGUCUACAUGAAGAUCCUGCCCAGACAGGAGGUGCAGAAUGGGCAGAACCUGACCCUGCAGUGCGUCGUGGACAUCAGCACCACCUCGUACAUCAAGCCUCAGCACUGGGUGCUCUUCUAUAAGAAUGAUGUGCUGUUUCACAAUGUCUCCUCCGUGGAGACCACCGAGAGUUACUUCAUCCCCCAAGCCCGGGUCUAUGAUGCGGGGACAUAUAAAUGCACCGUGAUUCUGAACAACAAGGAGAAAACCACCUCGGAGUACCAGGUGUGGGUGAAAGGAGUGUCUGAUCCCAGAGUGACACUGGACAAGAGAGAGGCAAUAGAAGGCGGGGUCGUGAUGGUCAAUUGUUCGGUCCCCGAGGAAAAGCCCCCAAUACAUUUCACAAUCGAAAAACUCAAACUGAGCACAAACAGUUUCAAGCAAAAAAGAGAGAAAAAAAAAACUUCAUACAACCAGAAUUUUGUGAUGCUGGAAUUCUCAGUGGAGGAACAGGACCGUGUUAUAUACUUCCAGUGCCAAGCCACGAUCUUUUCUGAGAACCGCAUGGAGCACUCGAGAGCCAUCAAGAGUGAACUGGUCACCGUGACGGAAGCCUUCUCUAACCCCAAAUUCCACGUCAGCCCCGAAGGAGUGAUCACAGAAGGAGAUCAGCUUCACAUUAGGUGCACCAUUCAAGUGACGCAUCUGGUCCAAGAGUUUCCGGAAAUCAUAAUCCAGAAGGACAAGGCAAUUGUAGCCUACAAGAGCCAUGGCAACGAGGCCACCUACUCGGUGAUGGCCAUGGUGGAGCACAGCGGCAACUACACGUGCAAAGUGGAAGCCAGCCGGAUAUCCAAGGUCAGCAGCAUCGUGGUCAACAUAACAGAGCUAUUUUCCAAGCCGAAGCUGGAAUCUUCCACCACCCGUCUGGACCAGGGAGAAAGCCUAAACCUGUGGUGCUCCAUUCCAGGAGCACCACCAGGAGCACCACCAGCCAACUUCACCAUCCAGAAAGAAAACACAAUUGUGUCAGAAUCUCCAAAUUUCACCAGGAUCGCCUCAGCGAGGGACAGUGGGACAUAUACCUGCAACGCAAGCAUGGGCAAGGUGGUCAAGAGAAGCAGUGGAGUCCAGAUAACCGUGUGUGAAAUGCUCUCCAAGCCCAGGAUUUUUUAUGACUCCAGCUCCGAGGUGAUAAAAGGACAGACCAUCACAGUCAAUUGCCAAUCCAUAAAUGGAACUCCGCCUAUUUCUUAUCACCUUUUAAAAGCAAAUAACAUUUUGGAGAGCCGUGACAUGAACUCGAAUGAGCCUGCAGUGUUCAAAGACAGCCCAACAAAGGAUGUAGAGUACCAGUGUACUGUGGAUAAUUGCCAUUCCCAUACCGAGAUGGUCAGUGAAGUUCUGCGGGUCAAGGUGAUAGCCCCGGUGGAUGAGGUCAAGCUCUCCAUCCUGCUGAAUCAGGAUGUGGAGUCUGGGAAGGCCGUCGUGCUUCGGUGCUCCGUGAAUGAAGCGUCUGGUCCAAUCACCUUCAGGUUUUACAGAGAAAAAGAGACCAGUCCCUUCUACCAGAUCACCUCAAAUGACACCCAGGCCAUUUGGCACAAGUCGAAGGCUAGCAAGGAGCAUGAGGGACAGUAUUAUUGCACAGCCUCCAACAGAGCCAACCGUGUUAAAAGCAGUCCCCAAAGCAACGUGCUGACAGUCAGAGUCUUUCUUGCCCCAUGGAUAAAAGGACUUAUUGCAGUAUUUGUCAUUGGAGUGAUAAUUGCCAUCUUGGUACUUGGGGCCAGAUGUUAUGUUCUGAAGAAAGCCAAGGCCAAGCAGACGCCAGUGGAGAUGUCCAGGCCAGCAGCACCACUUCUGAACUCCAGCAAUGAGAAGAUGUUGUCAGAUCCCAAUACCGAAGCCAACAGACAUUACGGUUACAAUGAAGAUGUUGGAAACCAUGCAAUGAAACCAAUAAAUGAAAAUAAAGAGCCUCUGACCUUGGAUGUGGAAUACACAGAAGUGGAAGUCACCUCGCCGGAGCCUUACCAAGGUCUGGAAACCAAGGGCACAGAGACGGUGUACAGUGAAAUCCGGAAGGCUAACCCUGAUUUCAUGGAAAACAGAUAUUCUAGAACAGAAGGCUCCCUUGAUGGAACUUAAGGCCACGGGAGCAGACGCUCCCCCCGGGGGGACAUCCACGUUCCCAGACGAGCAGACGAUCCCUGUAUUCCAAGAGCUCUGUGCAUAUAUUUAUGAACCCGCCCUGCUCCCUCCGAACGCAGCAGCCCCAGGCCGAGUCACCUGUUCUCCAGCCAUCUUCCAACCUUUCUGUGGGGCGUGGAGAGAUCCGGAGGGGCUGGUGAAUUCCCACCUGGCCCCCCCUCACCAAGCUGGAGCAUCCUCAGGAGUGGAGAGCUGCAGAAGGGGGUUCAGGGUAAAGAGGCCAUUGGGAUAUUUUGAAACUUGAAUAUUUUAUCUUGUAGAGAGAUAAAGAACUUUUCCCAGUAUCUUCACACCCACAAACCAUUUUUGUUUUGUAGUCGAUCACUUCCAGCGAAUGGCCUGGCUUAGGGGCUAGUUUUUCUCUUUGCCUUUGGUGCUUCAAAGGCCUGUGGUUCUGGGUAGUCCUUGUUCCUUGGAAGGUACACAGCACCGGCCAGCAGCUGCACCCUGUUCCCUCCGUGACCUCGCCUGCCACAAAUGCAAAACCAGAGCUGCCUGGGAGCGACUGUUUGAGAUGCCAGCAUAAAGCUAAGGUCCAUUCUGGGCAAUGCACAAAAUAGAAAAUGACAUUGGACAGAGCACAGAUGUUCUUAAGCUGAUUUUCUAUACCUUUUCUUUCUUUUCCUCUACUAUGCUGAAGGUGCAAGACAGAGGGUGUUGGCCUACAGCAGAUAUUGUUUCUAAUAGAAAAACGAAAUGCAUAUUUUUCUUACUAAUUUUUUUUAUUUAUUCCUUGCUAAAGAAAUAGUCUCCUGAGGUCUUAAGAUAGAGACUUAUGGUCUCUUGGUCUAAGAGAGAGACUGAAGGUGCCUUGAGUGGGUGGGUGAGUAGCUGCGGCCAUUCUGCGGUGGGAUUUCACUAGGGAGCAGACCUAACUGAACCCGGUUCCCCCAACCACCUCAGUGACACAGCUGCAAGGUUUUGUAUUAAAUAAAUUUGAUCUUUACUCUUCACGGACCUGUGAAAUGUUAUCUUCUAAGAAGCCACGUGCACAUAGGAUAUCUGUAGUGUUCGAGGACUCCAGGCCUUCUGAAGUCACAAAGAACCAAGCAGGCCUUAUCAGCUGGUCAUCUCACACGGGCCCAGGACUCUGGUCUUCGUCCGAGGCAGGGCCAGAGGUAGUCCGAGUGUCAAACGGUGAGUCAUUAACAUCCAUUGGCUGGUGCGUCAGUGUUUGCUUCCCAAGCCAAAGCCUGCCAGGCUGUCCCUGGCAGAUGGAGUUGCCAGGUUGAGCAAAAAAAACAACAAAAACCCAAAACAUUCAGGAUGUUCAGUUAGAUUUGAAUCGCAGGUAAACUGAAUGUAUUUUGAGUGUAAGUAUUUCCCAUGUAACUUGUGGGAUGUACUUAUACUGUAAAAGUAUUCAUUUAUCUGAGAUUCAGAUUUAACUAGGCAUCUCAUAUUUUAUCUGGUAACCCUACUGGCAAAGCACCCUCCUACCCCUCUAAGCCAGCCUCAGUGGCCUCAGACCAGACCUCACUGGCCCACAGGCCGGGCCCCCAUCACAGCACCACCCUACUGGGCCUGAAGGCAGAGGGAGCUGCGGAGUGUGUGUCCUGCUCUGCCACGUGACGGCCGCAGAGACGUGAAGGAGCCUCUUAACCUCUGAGCUUCAGGUUCUCCAUCUCCACAGUGAGGAGAGCGGACUGACGGCUCUUAACAUCUGGAGGGUUUAGACUCCUUUGAGAAUAAGAUGAAAGCUGUGGACUCACUCUCUCACACAUACACGCGCGUGUGCACACACACACAAAGUCGUAUCACAAAAAUGUGAUAUAAUUUCCCCGGUUCCAGGACUGUAGACUCAGGUUGGAGGCAAAGGAUGAACUUCAAGUCCGACAGUUGGUGUGUUGAUGAUCUGGGGAGAGCCCAGAGCCACCGUGUCAACUCCUCAGUCCCUGCUGCCACCAGAGCCACUGCCAUGGAAGCUGGGACGACCCUGUUCCUAUUGCUUAUGACUUAUUUAUGGAGCACAAGUGGGUUUUUAAUUGUUUUCCCCCUCUUAUCUACAUUUCUGAGAGGGAAACCACACACACAGGGAUCUUUCACAGUAGAUCAGUAGCUAAAAAUCUAAGUCCAAGAUCCUGGUUCAGUUGUCCUAACCCGAUGGCGUAACCAAGCGUCUGAGCCAGAGCUCCUCACUGAAGAAGAGCAUCGGUCUCCCUUCCCAGAAGAGUCUCGUUCUCCUCGGCGGUCAGAGCUCCCUCUCGUGUCCUCACAUUGUAAUAGGUCAUUAAAGGACUUACCACUCCUUUGCAAACA